UGUGAAAAAUAAAGCUAGGUUUUAAAUGGAUAAAAUAUUAUGAAUACGUUAUGCAAUAGACUUUCUUUAUUUAUUUAUUAAAUGUUUACUUAAAUCAAUCACUUUGUAAACAGCUACUAUUUAAGAUAAAAAUAAUUCAUAAUUUAAAUAUACUUCAAACUAUAAAAGAAAUAGAUGGAUAAGAUGGAUAAGAUUUCCGUGAACCGAUUUUCAUUUCGUAGAAAAGGAAGUCAUAAAAAGGAUAAACAAAAAGAAGACAAACAUGAGGAUAAAAUUGAUGAAGUUGAACAGCCAAAAUUAAAGUACAUUAGUCAGAAAGAGGCCAGAGAAAUCGAGCAAGAAUUAUUCACAGAAUAUGCCUUUAGUGUUGAUCAACUUAUGGAGCUUUCGGGAUAUAGUUCUGCUGUUGCCAUAGCAAAUUGUUACCCAGUUGAAAAGAUGACAAAAGAUAACCAUGCUGUCCUUGUCUGUUGUGGACCUGGAAAUAAUGGCGGGGAUGGACUUGUGUGUGCCAGACAUCUGAAAAUGUUUGGAUAUAAGCCAACAAUAUUCUAUCCAAAGAGACCGAACAAGCCUCUAUUUAACCGCCUGUAUAAACAAUGCGAAGGCUUGGACAUGCCUUUAUUAUCAUUCUGUCCGUCUGAAGCACAUCUAAUUACAGACUCGUACAACUUCGUCGUUGAUGCAUUAUUUGGACUUAACUUUGAUGGUCCUGUAAGAACGGACUUUGAGUCUGUAAUGGAUACUUUAAAGAAAGUCGAAUCACCAAUUUGCAGUAUAGAUGUACCGUCUGGAUGGGAUAUCGAGUCCGGCGAUGAAAAUGGACUGAAACCAGAUAUGCUUAUUUCUCUUAUCGCUCCUAAAAACUGUGCAAAGUUUUUUAAAGGCAAACAUCACUUUCUUGGAGGUCGGAUUGUCCCCAAAACACUUGAACAAAAAUAUGAGUUGAAUUUACCGGUGUACCCAGGUACUAAUUGUGUUAUUGAGCUUAAAAUGGACGAUGAGGAAAGUGAGGACAAUAGUGACAACAAAAGUGAUUAUUAAGUUAGGACAUGGUUUAAAAAAAUAAUUCAAUGUUUUGCUCUUAAAUGGGUCAUUCAGACAAGUCCAGGAACAUGUCAAACAACAUUGCAUAUGAUAUUAUGUGCGGGGAAUAUUAGACUAUGUAGUUUUAGUUAUAAUGUUAUUAUAGUUUUAUUCAUUGGAUUUCUGUAAAGUAAAACUUCAUAGUUCAGUCAAUUAAACAUGAAAAAUAUGAAGUCAUUAUGAACAACAUGUGAUCAUUUUCAGUAGGAAAACUUGAUGUGUUUCUCUUAUCUAUUUUUAUUAUUUUUUCUUUUUUUCUAUAUUUCAUUUUUCUUUCAUUUU
This is a messenger RNA of Ruditapes philippinarum (Manila clam), 1368 nucleotides long. RefSeq names its product NAD(P)H-hydrate epimerase-like. The record is from RefSeq and is a predicted model, not a curated record. Gene Ontology annotation, cellular component: mitochondrion. The transcript is spliced from 6 exons. Gene Ontology annotation, molecular function: NAD(P)HX epimerase activity. Lineage: Eukaryota; Metazoa; Mollusca; Bivalvia; Venerida; Veneridae. Bases 175 to 1044 code for a protein of 289 amino acids.